Heteronotia binoei (common prickly gecko) is the source of this 1242-nucleotide messenger RNA. Its product is annotated as endothelial zinc finger protein induced by tumor necrosis factor alpha-like. Lineage: Eukaryota; Metazoa; Chordata; Lepidosauria; Squamata; Gekkonidae. The transcript is spliced from 8 exons. Gene Ontology annotation, biological process: regulation of transcription by RNA polymerase II. The coding region runs from base 1 to 1242 and encodes 413 amino acids. The record is from RefSeq and is a predicted model, not a curated record. Gene Ontology annotation, molecular function: DNA-binding transcription factor activity; RNA polymerase II cis-regulatory region sequence-specific DNA binding.
AUGGCUGGGGUUCUGGAAAACGGUCCUUCUAUCAUGAGAGAAGCCUCUCUUCACAGCCAAGGGAAUAAAGGCCUCUUUUCACAGAUGGAGGUGACUCAGUGGAAGGGGCAGGAGAUGGAAGAGCAGGACCCAGGAGGGCCUGGAACUGGCAAGACAACAAGCAAAAGCCCCCUUCUCCUCCAGGCUGGGAGUGGUGUUGCAUUCUGGGAAAGAGCUGUGCCAGAGACCCUGGCUGAGGACGCCAAGACCUUAGAUGUACACUGCCAACACUUCCGGCAGUUUUGCUACUAUGACGCUGAUGGGCCCCGAGAGAUGUGUGGACAAUCCCUGAAGAUAGAAGCAAGAUCCCCUGAAGCAGAAGGUGCUUCUUUGGAGCAAGAGGAGAGAUGGCAAGCGCAUGAAGAUGUCCAAGAUACCCUCUCCUUUGGCAGUGAAGAGAUGUUGUUGAGACCUCGUCUUUUCAGAGAUGUGGAGAAGUCCGCUGCACCUGCAGUCCAGAUGCGUGGACAAUCCCUGAAGACAGAAGCGACAUUCCCUGAGGCAGAAGGAACUUCCUUGGAGCAAGAGGAGAGAGGGCAGGCCCAGGAAGAUGUCCAAGAUACCUUCUCCUUUGCAGAGUGUGGAAAGAGAUUCACUCAUAGAGGCAGUCUUAAAGAGCAUAAAAGAGCCCACACAGGGGAGAAACCUUUUGAAUGCUCAGAGUGCGGAAAGAGAUUCACUCACAGAGGUGGUCUUAAAGUGCAUAAAAGAGCCCACAUAGGGGAGAGGGAGAAACCUUUUGAAUGCUUACAGUGUGGAAAGAGAUUCAGUCAGAAUAGCCAUCUACAAGUUCAUAAAAGAAACCACACAGGAGAGAAACCAUUUGAAUGUUCAGAGUGUGGGAAGAGAUUCAGUCAGAGUAGCCAUUUUCAAGAACAUAAAAGAACCCACACAGGGGAGAAACCAUUUGAAUGCUCAGAGUGUGGGAAGAGAUUCAUUGGGAGUGGUAGUCUUAAGCGGCAUAGCAGAACUCACACAGGGGAGAAACCUUUCGAAUGCUCAGAUUGUGGAAAGAGAUUCAGUCAGAGUUCUAGUCUUCAACUGCACCGAAGAACCCACACAGGGGAGAAACCUUUUGAGUGCUUAGAGUGUGGAAAGAGAUUCAUUGCUAGGGGGAAUCUUCAGCUGCACCAGAGAAGCCACACGGGGGAGAAACCUUUUGAGUGCUCAGUGUGUGGAAAGAGAUUUCGUUGUCCUGGCUGA